Molecule: messenger RNA, 3175 nt
Organism: Amphibalanus amphitrite
Lineage: Eukaryota; Metazoa; Arthropoda; Thecostraca; Balanomorpha; Balanidae
Product: serine/arginine repetitive matrix protein 1-like
Exons: 10
Coding region: 1588-2802 (404 amino acids)
Source: RefSeq, a predicted model, not a curated record
ACCUCUAUUGAUCUGCAUUUUGUAGCAUCGAUUAAUCACAAAUAAUCGUAAGCGACCUACUUGACAUUCUAAGAGCUCAAGAGGUCUGCUGAUAACAAGCAUGCUCCAUUAACGAAUAAAACAUCAAAUCAAAUAGUGCAUCAAAUAGUUGGGAAGAGAAGAAAUCAAACAUGAAGUUUAGAAGCUUAUAACUAAAGGAUCUUUUACCAAAACACGUCUGUGCUGUGGAAGUGUACUUUUAUGACUUAAGUGCUGGAAAGUUUGAGCUGUUUGUAGCAAACAAUGAACAGCUUUGUUGAAAUGAAGUUACAAAGCAUUUACCACUGGAAGAUACCAUGGAAAACUAAACUAUAUGAUGGAUGCAGACAAGCAAAUCAUAUACACUUUCAGAAGCCCUGGCUUGGAAUGCAUAUUUCAGGCAUUAUAAGACUAAUGCAUCUGUGAGUGACAUUUACCCUGCAGACACUGAAUAAUUUGGCUGCAAAAUGCAAAGCAUCCCAGGACAAAGCACAAUUUGAAGAAUUGUGAAUCUGUGAUACACAAGUUAGCAGGACAAAACAGUCACUCUCCAGUAACCAAAUUAUAGAAUCAUGCUCGCCCCCUGGCCAGUGAAGAUCCUCUUGACUUAGCAUCGAUCUGCAUAUAAUGAAAGAUAAUCUCCAUUAUGCAUUCCAUUAUGCAUUAAAUUUGAAGAUAUGAUAUCUACUAAGGUACACCAUGGGCAGUUUGUUGCAAUACCAUUCAAAACGGGCAUGGAAAACCAAAAGCCCAGAUAAAACUUCCAAGCAGUCAUAAAAGUGGUCAAAGCUCUACCAAGAUACCCAAACAUGUAUCCAGAAGAAAUACUUAAUCAACCUCCAUCAUAAGGCAUCAAAGGAAGAAAUAUGACAAAUCUAUCCAGUAUCCAUCUAUCUACUGACGUUGGAGAGGAUAAGAAAUUAGGAGAAGUAAAGAGAAAGAGACAGGAUGUUCAUUGUUCAAGUGCUCAUCAAUCCAGCUAGAGGAUCUCAUUUUAUGAAGUGAUUGCUGCACCAUAAGAAGAUUCAAGUCAUGGACACUGAACUGAGGACUGCAGUUAUUUUUGGCUCAGCUGCAUGAAGAUACUUAGAAAAUGGAUUUAGAUUCAGCAAGCUUAUCCCAGCUCUUGUACUUCUCUCUGUUUGACUGCACAGCUGUAAUGAUAUGCAACUAUCAUUUUUCUCUUGGUCAUCAAGCAAGAAAUUGACUUUUGUUCCAUUGUGAGAAGAAUUUUGUGCAAACCAUGCGAAACAUUAAAUUUUACUAUUGCUGAAGCUUGAAAUCUCCUCUGCAAGAAGCAUCGUCUUGGUGUUUGUGAUAAUUUGGACGCCUUGUUGUCUGCAUUUAUGGUUUGUCUAGUGUGAGAGGCUGCAGAUUCCUGGAUGCCUCUCAUUGUGUCUCAUCUGAGUUUAUGUGAGAAUCAUAUAUGUGUGCAACUGCCUGUGUGUUAACACCAUUACGUGCUCGUGGCGGAGUGGCGCUCCUUCACAACCGUAUUGUCAUAUGCACGUGUUCGCUGUAGUUUCCAGUUCAGGGACAGGUUAAGCCGCCGACACUCGGAUCAGAAGUAUGGUCGGAGGGCGUCGUCUAUCGCCCCCGGGCCGGGACAUGAGGCCCAUGCCCCCGAUGAGGGCCGACCACUACCCGCCGGCGUACCCGGACCGUGAGCGGAUCAAGAGAGAGUACCGCAAACCGUCGCCCGAAAUGCACCGCAGAAGCCGCUCGAUGACGCCGCCGAUGAAGAGGCGUCAUCCGCCGUCGCCCGGCGGGUACCGCGCCGCCAGCCCGGGCAUGCGGCGCCGGCGCAGCCUCACCCCGCCGCCGCCACCGUCCCUGCGCCGCUCGCGCUCACGCUCACCGCCUCGCAAACCGAGAGCGCCCAGUCCUCCAUCUCGCGGAUCGCAUCGUAUGGGAAGUGACUCGAGAGAUUCGCGCAGGAGCGUUGAAAGGCACCCCGGUGACUUUUACGGCCCAUGGGGAACCAAGAUCGCCAUUCACGACCUGAAGAAAAUUACUGUGGACAUCAAGAGAAACCUACCCAAGGGCAAACGAAGCACCUCGCCAAUCAUCAGACGGAUCAUUAACGCGGACGAUAUCACACUUUAUCGCAGAAACGGCGAGGGAGCCCGUCCGCUUCUGGAGCGGCCCGAGCUGCGCGCGGCCGUCAAUCGGCGUUUCGAUGACGCGCCGCCGCCGCCGCCGCCGGCGCCGGCUCCCAACGAGCCGCGCGUGGUGGCCAUCAUCCGCGAGCCGGGACAAGCCGGCCCCACCGUUGAUCGCCACGCUGACCGCGCGUUCGAGCAUCACCGGUCCCGUUCGCGCGACCCCAACUACGCGCCGCCGGUGGAGCGGCAGAUGCCUGUCGGCGACCGCAUUGACAGGGACCGUGCCGAGCGCACCCAGCGGCAAGUAGAGAAACUCGAGCAGAUGGAGGUGGCCAUUGACCGCAAACUCGAACAGAUCCAGCGCUACGAGAGAAAGUAUGAGGAGACCAUGCGCGAUGAGAAGUAUGGGGACAUCAAAGAUGAGCGCAAGCUGGUCGACCGUAACAUCAGGGACCGACUCGGACCGAAACGCAGCAGGGAUGAGUUUGAGCCUGAGGAGGAUCACCAGCCGCGCCUGCCCGACUUCUCCCAGCGGCCCAACAAGCCGCCCAUCUGGGAGGGGGACAACAUGAGGAGGGACUACUACUCGCAUGAGCACCGGGACGGCUUCCGCAGCCGGGGGCGUGGCUUCGUUCGGGGGCGUGGCCGCGCCAGGGGGCGUGGUGAGUACGACUUCUAAACGGACCAACGACGGUACGAGCCAAGCAACCUGUGUUUGGGGUUGGUGGUCGGAUGUCGCCCACAUCGUGGGAGCACGACAAGUACGAGGCGUACUGAGAGCUCGACCCGCCACCGGACCACCCGUGCAGCGGUACAUCCCCUCCCGGCCGGCCACCGGGCGUUCAGCGGGCUGCGCCACUCACCGUGAGCCGACAGCGGUGUGUUCGGCGCCCGGGGAACCCAGAGAGGACGGCAGGGCGGCGGUCAGACAAACCGCGUCACCGCCACCGAGCGUCGCGUUUCGUCAUCGGCAGUUUCAUUUCACAGACUAGCCGCUCAUGUAUCGUGUUCGCCGUUGUUCACAAAAUACAGCCAUUAUAACGUGCUGGUAA